ACUUUGCCUGCUUGCUCUCUCACAGCUAGCAAGUCUAUUACUUUGUUGGCACUAGAGUCUCCUUGUGUGAUUCCAUCUUCUACUGAAGACCAGCUGAGACAUCCAGCCUCAGGAACUGAGAACUUCUGGAAUCUUGGACUUUACUUCCUCUCCAGCUGUUGUGGAAUAAGUUCAACUUCAGACUGUCAAGCACUUACCCUCAGCAUUCCAUGGAUAAAGCCAAGGCAAUGAAGUGGUUCCAUCUCAGUUUUGUCAAGGAUACAUCAGAUUCUGCAGACUAUGAGCUACUGAGUGCACAAGUAUUGCCAUCCCUGAGUUCACAAUGUUCCAAGUCCGAGCCACUUCGUUUUGGCAGACAGACAAGCCACUGCUCUGAGGAUGGCGGUAUUAUUGAUUGGGAUCUAUACUUGGACUACAAGAGAUACUACCGCAGAUCAAAUUGUACCAUGAAAAAGGGCACAGAGGUCUUCCAGAGUGAGAGUCAGAGGGAUCCUCAAGUGUCCCGGGGAGAUGUGGACAACAACAAAGAGAAAGAUACAGAGGAGCCAGACCUUCUCUUGCUAAGCUUGCUCAGGGAGAAAGGGCUGGAACUUGAGACCUGCGAUGGAGGAGACUGCCCUGACCAGGAUUCUGCUUCUGACAGUUUCAGGUGCCUAGGCUUCUGAACCACCCAGAACUCUGUUUGGAGCCCAGGAGCCCUAAUGCCUACUAAGACUUGCAAUUAGGGGGUCUUCUGUCAGCUUCUGCUAUUACAGCACACAAAAGCAGUUGUUUCUUGUAGCCAUCUGGUGUUUGUUUGCAGCUUUCUUAAUAAAAGUGUUAAAAAGA
Messenger RNA from Mus musculus (house mouse), 828 nucleotides. It is a transcript of the gene Tcstv6a, whose product is annotated as Tcstv family member 6. The transcript has 2 exons. NCBI's taxonomy places the organism in Eukaryota, Metazoa, Chordata, Mammalia, Rodentia, Muridae. The coding region runs from base 210 to 665 and encodes 151 amino acids. The record is from RefSeq and is marked validated.